Molecule: messenger RNA, 579 nt
Organism: Trichophyton rubrum CBS 118892
Lineage: Eukaryota; Fungi; Ascomycota; Eurotiomycetes; Onygenales; Arthrodermataceae
Exons: 1
Coding region: 1-579 (192 amino acids)
Source: RefSeq, a predicted model, not a curated record
AUGAGCUUUCUGUACCCCUUUGCGCCAUCAGAUAGCCAUCGACGCAGCAGCAGCCGCAGCCGCCACGGUCACAGCUCCAGCCAUCGGUCUCACUCCAAAGAACGCCGUCACCACCAUUCAUCUUCGUCCGUCGUCGGCUCAAGCUACGGUAACGGCCACAGCUAUAGCCACAGCCACCAUAACGGAAGCACCCGUCCCUCGGAGGGCUCCAUCUUUGGACUUGGAUCACACGCAAACCGCUCAAUGGCUUCGUCAAUCUUUUCAGCUGGCUCGUCGUCCCGCCGCGCGAAGCCUCGGGCUGGUUAUGUUCAUCGUAUGAUGCGCAAGAUCAAGAAGUUGUUCAGGGACAUCAUGCAUUAUAUGAAGAGACAUCCGAUGAAGGUGUUUUUCCUGGUUAUAUUGCCCUUGAUAACGGGCGGGGUGUUGCAGAAGUUGCUGGCCUCAGUCGGAAUCAGGAUACCCGGCUUAGCAGCUCUAUCCAAAGGUGGUGGUGGCGGCGGUAGUCAUGACCCUCUCAGCGGAGAAGGAAUAGCUGGUGGUAUCAGCGGGUUGAUGUCACUAGCAAAGGCCUUUGCCUAG